GCUCAUUUCAAACCACACAUUCAAAACUUACUCUGAGGAACUGAACAGAGGAGAGACCAGACAGACAGAGAGGAGACUCUGUGUGUGUGUGUGUGUGUGUGUGAGGAAGCAACAAAUGUCCAUAUCCAUGGCGUUAUUCUCUCCGCCGAUCUCUUCUCCACAUCAAAACUCUAACCUCAUCCCCAAGAUCUCCCUCUCUCUCCUCUCCACCAAGCGCCUCUCUCUCGUCUCCCUCACUCGAGCCUCCUCCGACAACGGUACGUCAACACCCGCUUCAGCCACAGUCUCCGCAACCACCGUGGAGGCUCCGAAGCCUGUCGCUGUAGAAGAGGUUCCGGUAAAAUCUCCGUCUGAAAACGGCGCCGUUGGAGGCGAAGAGACUGACUUGACGACCACCACGACGGAGAUCAAGUUCCAGGAUGCGAAGUGGGUUAAUGGAACUUGGGAUCUGAAACAGUUCGAGAAAGAAGGCAAAACAGACUGGGACUCUGUUAUCGUUGCUGAGGCAAAGAGGAGAAAGUGGCUUGAAGAUAACCCGGAGACAACUAGUAACGACGAGCCUGUCCUCUUCGAUACCUCCAUCAUUCCAUGGUGGGCAUGGAUGAAGAGAUACCAUCUACCCGAAGCUGAACUCCUCAAUGGUCGUGCGGCGAUGGUUGGGUUCUUCAUGGCUUACUUUGUUGACAGCCUUACAGGAGUAGGACUUGUUGAUCAAAUGGGAAAUUUCUUCUGCAAAACACUCUUGUUUGUGGCUGUCGCCGGAGUUCUUUUCAUCCGCAAGAACGAAGAUUUAGACAAACUCAAGGGUCUGAUUGAAGAGACAACGUUAUAUGACAAGCAAUGGCAAGCGGCAUGGAAAGAGCCGGAAUCAUCAUCAUCAUCAACGGUUUCUUCAAAGAAGUGAAGAAAAUUUAUGGCUUAUGUUUCCUCUUUUGUUAUGUGAUGAUGAUAAGUGAAAGUCCCAAGAUAAUUUCUUUAUUGUAUUACUGAUAUUGAGAUUGUAAUCUUUCUGGCUUUAGAAAUCUCCA
Brassica oleracea var. oleracea is the source of this 1028-nucleotide messenger RNA. RefSeq lists its product as uncharacterized. Bases 116 to 904 code for a protein of 262 amino acids. The record is from RefSeq and is a predicted model, not a curated record. NCBI's taxonomy places the organism in Eukaryota, Viridiplantae, Streptophyta, Magnoliopsida, Brassicales, Brassicaceae. The transcript is spliced from 3 exons.